GCACAGCACGAGGAUAUGGUCGUUAAGCACUGUGACGUCACCAAUGACGCUGUGUUAGGCAAGAAGGUCAGGAGCGGCCGGCGCCGCGUUAGUGUCGGGCUGACAGCCAGCAGACGUGGUUCCUUAGGCGGUGUCCCGCUUCUUACAUCAUUUGCAGCUACACCGGUCAUCAGCACGAGGAUAUGGUCGUUAAGCACUGUGACGUCACCAAUGACGUUGGGCAAGAAGGUCAGGAGCGGCCGGCGCCGCGUCAGUGUCGGGCUGACAGCCAGCAGACGUGGUUCCUUAGGCGGUGUCCCGCUUCUUACAUCAUUUGCAGCUACACCGGUCAUCAGGGUCUGGCUCGACAAUGGCCACGAGUCUUCUUGAGAAGUAACUUAAAGUGAACGGAGGACUAGUCACGAGGAACGAAUCUAGUUCUGGCGUGACGUAGCUGCAAGUCUCGAUAGAGGUGGUUGGACGGUGUUGAACACGGCGGCUGGCAACGUUGCAGGAAUAUCUGAAAGAAA
Messenger RNA from Procambarus clarkii (red swamp crayfish), 509 nucleotides. Lineage: Eukaryota; Metazoa; Arthropoda; Malacostraca; Decapoda; Cambaridae. The record is from RefSeq and is a predicted model, not a curated record.